Messenger RNA from Guyanagaster necrorhizus, 770 nucleotides. RefSeq names its product RNA-binding domain-containing protein. The record is from RefSeq and is a predicted model, not a curated record. The coding region runs from base 74 to 508 and encodes 144 amino acids. Gene Ontology annotation, molecular function: RNA binding. NCBI's taxonomy places the organism in Eukaryota, Fungi, Basidiomycota, Agaricomycetes, Agaricales, Physalacriaceae. The transcript has 6 exons.
CUCUUCCAUUUGCGUCCUCCAUCACAACCUAUCCAUUUCAUUUAUCCCUGAUUUCCUUGAUCCAGCCCUUGCCAUGGAGGAAGGUACUAAAUCGAAGAAGACCGUCUUUGUGGGGGGAAUCGCCGAAGAUGUUGACGAAAGCAUGAUAUACGAACAUUUUUCCACUUUUGGUGACAUUAUCGAAGUACAGCUUCCUCCGGCUGUAACGAACUUCAACCAGCAGUCUGAGGCAAAACAUCGAGGCUUUGCUUUUGUCACAUAUGGUUCGUCGGCCGAUGCUCAGGAUGCCAUUGAUAAUAUGGACAUGAACGAAAUGCACGGCAAAGUCAUCAAGGUCAAUCUGGCACGCCCCAUGAAGACCCCCAUGCAACUAGGAGGAAACAGGGCGGUCUGGGAAUCAGAAGAAUGGCUCAAGGAACACGUAAAGCCUCUCGCGGAGAGUGGAGGAGUGCAACGCCGUACCACCCAGCGUGACAGGCCGGAAUCUGAAGACGCCAUGGAAGAGUGAUGCCUAUUCACUACGAUUACAGCACUAAAAGGCUCCGUCUCUAACGUACGUCCGACCUCAACCCUCGGAAAUAUCACUGAACGAGUUCCUGUAUAUGUACACGGACGAAGGACAGAAGCUUUGGCUGGCAAUCGCCGUUCUGCGUGGAAGGGUAGAUUGGGGACAAGGUUGACUACAUCCAAAGGUUACUACACACCGGUGUUUGUUGGUCUAUUAUAAGCCCCUUGGAUUGUCUGCAUCAUCGAAUUGCGCUCGAGCACGU